Molecule: messenger RNA, 1677 nt
Organism: Sciurus carolinensis (gray squirrel)
Lineage: Eukaryota; Metazoa; Chordata; Mammalia; Rodentia; Sciuridae
Product: zinc finger protein 709-like
Exons: 1
Biological process (GO): negative regulation of transcription by RNA polymerase II
Molecular function (GO): DNA-binding transcription repressor activity, RNA polymerase II-specific
Source: RefSeq, a predicted model, not a curated record
CAUGAAGGAACUCACACAGCAGAGACACCCUGUGUGUGUAAGCUCUGUGGAAAAGUCUUUCAUUGUCUCAGAUCCCUUCAAACACAUGGAAGAAGUCACAUGAGAGAGAAACCUCAUGUGUGUAAGCAAUGUGGAAAAGCCUUUAGUUCUUACAGUUACAUUAAAAAACAUGAACGAAUUCACAGUGGAGAGAAACCUUAUAUAUGUAAACAAUAUGGAAAAGCCUUUACUUUUCUCAGUUCCCUUCAAAUGCAUGAACAAACUCACAGUGGAGAGAAGCCCUAUGUGUGUAAGCAAUGUGGAAGAGGCUUUAGUUCUUCUAGCCACAUGAAAACGCAUGAAAGAAUUCACAGUGAAGAGAAACCUUAUACUUGUAAACAAUGUGGGAAAGCUUUUCAUUUCCCCAGAUCCCUUCAAAUACAUGAAAUAACACACAAUGCAGAGAAGCCCUAUAUGUGCAAGCAAUGUGGAAAAGGCUUUAGUUCUUCCUAUUACAUUAAAAAACAUGAACGAAUUCACAGUGGUGAUAAACCUUAUGAAUGCAAACAAUGUGGGAAAGCCUUUUGUUUUCCCAAUUCCCUUCAAAUUCAUGAACAGAGUCACAGUGGCAAGAGACCCUAUGUAUGUAAGCAAUGUGGAAAAGGCUUUAGUUCCUCUAGCCACAUCAAAACACAUGAACAAAUUCACAGUGAAGAGAAACAUGUAAACAAAGUGGGAAAGCAUUCACUCAUUCCUGUUAGGUCAGAAGACAUGAAAUAACACAUACCAGAGAAUAAACCUAUGUAUGAAAACAUUGUGGCAAAGCCUGCAGUGAUCCCAAUCUUCUCAGUCAACAUAAAGGAAUUCACAGUGAAAUUAAAACAUGCAUGUGAGCAGUGUGGGAAAGCCUCCAGUCAUUUCUCCACCCUUAAAAUACAUGAAAGAAUGCACACUAGGAGAAACCCUGUGUGUGUGUGUGUGUGUGUAAGGAAAGUUGCAAAGCCUUCAUCCAGUUUACCUUCUCAAACUCAAAAGAACUCACACUUGAGAAACUCCAUGAGUGUAAACAAAGUGAGAAAUCCUUUACUGUUUACAGUUCUCUUUGAUACCAUGAAAAAAUUCAUAGUGGGGAGGAAACUAAAUGAUGUAAGCAAUGUGAGAAACCCUUUUUCCCCAGAUUCUUUCAAGUACAUGAAAGAACACACUGGAGAGUAACCUUGAAUACAGAAAAAUGGGAAGUCUUUAUUAUCACAUGAACUGGUUAGCACACAUGAGAAUGCAGGUGCAGUAACUUGUAUUGUUGCAGAGGAGUUGGGUACACUUGUCAUCAUCUCAGUUCGCUGUAUCCAUACAAAUGAGCACAGUAUGCAGUUAUGCAAUGUAACAUUCAAAAUGAGAUGUGCAGUGAUCUCCAUUUGACUCAGGUUAGAAAUCAAAGUGGAUCAAAACCCUGUGCUGUGAAUAAUUCUUAGAAGAGAGGUGUCAGAUGUAACAGUUUCAGAGUCCUUUAAAAAUUCCUCAUGUAGCAGAAACCUAUGCAUGCAAUUGAUGUGAAGAGCUUGGUGCAAAAUAAUUUGCUUAGAAGUCUCUAGAAAAUGUGCUACCUGAAGGACGUCCCACAAAUUAUAUUGUGUUCACCAAUAAUUCAUUCUUAAAGUAGGUCUCUGCACUGUUUCUGAUUUGUAUUCUUGAAAUAAA